Molecule: messenger RNA, 7292 nt
Organism: Hermetia illucens (black soldier fly)
Lineage: Eukaryota; Metazoa; Arthropoda; Insecta; Diptera; Stratiomyidae
Gene: cyst
Product: rho guanine nucleotide exchange factor 18
Exons: 30
Coding region: 1976-6283 (1435 amino acids)
Biological process (GO): regulation of Rho protein signal transduction
Molecular function (GO): guanyl-nucleotide exchange factor activity
Source: RefSeq, a predicted model, not a curated record
ACUCAACAUUCAGUAGCCAAUAGGAAGGCCAGGACUUGGGGACAGGAUGUCCGCCGAAAGAAUGAAAAUGAAACCCAUAGGAAAGUCAUCAGAGGCACGGCAGAACAAGCUGAGGGCAGCCUUCAUAUACAUAUGGAAGAGCUUAAGGGGCAAAAGGCCACUAUGGUGCAUCAACUGAAGUGUCAACAUGCGCUGAUUCCCCAAUUUCAGGAGGAGCUACGAACCCUUAAAGAAGAGAAGAAGCAAAUUAAGUACUCAACUGGAAGUCAGCCAAGCAGACAGAAAGGAGGAGGCCAGCGGGAAGUAGUACCAGUAGCAGCACCAUCAUCAAUGAAAACAGCGACAGCGGCAAAAACGAAUUUAGUUUCGCCCGGCGCAGUUCAAGAAAAACAGGACACAGCAUCACAUAAGGCAGUGACAAAUUCAAAAUUACAUUGAAAUGAUCUGAUAUGCAACACCUCCAAUACACUGUAAUACAAACUUUGGAAUCAAUAAAUUUUCAAAUUUUUCGAGCUAGCGACAUCUGCCCCUUUCUCGAAUGUGUUAUGUCUCCGAUAGAGUAUAAAAUUAGAACUUCCAGCGCGCCAUCUGUGUUUUCAACUUGGAUGACCACAAAUCAGGUGGAACCGAGCGCCAUCUACUUGCGACCCACACCAAUGCCUCAGACACAACCCUUUAGUUCGCUCAGGUAGUUGCCUCAUCGGAAUCGUGUAGUUAUACAAAAUAUCUUGACGUCACAGGUGAAAUUAAGAUGGGCGCUCCGGAUUGGAGGUGUCUACGUCGGUCUGUCGUGUUUUCUUUCAUUUAUCUGUGAAAAUCGCCCAAAGAAUAAACGAAAAUUGCUGAAACUUACGAAAGUCACGAACGAAACCCCGUGGAAGUAAUAAGAACACGAAUGCGCGACUAAUUAACGGCAUUUACGCGAAAACCAGGAAAGGUGGUUUGGUUGUGCUGCUCACCGUGACGGAUGUCAAUGCCAGCAAAUUUGGUGAUAAAGUGAAUUUUUGGCAUUUUUUCGUGUUUUCAUAGUGAUCGCCGUUCGAGUCGUUUUCUGCGAUAAGUGGUUGCUCUCCCCGAAAAGCGAAGGUAACACUUUCGCAAAACGCGAUUGCGCUGCCGUGGCUGCACAGCGUAAUUACGAAUUCUCGAGCGAGCAGGCAAGUGAGGUCUAUCGAAUUAGUGGAGCUGCAGCGAGGCACAAGCUCAGCAGCCCUUUUUCCGUUUCGUGCCAGCAGACAGGGUGCCUUCGCCUGCAGUCUUGACGGAUUUUCCAGUCCCGCGACGGCCGAGCGAAAAUCCGAUUAGGAGCUCCCAGGCAAGACAUCGCCCAACAGGUACGGGGGACCCAUCCCCGACCUGUAUCGCGUAAAGGCACGGUGCUGCGUGCAAGGUGGUGUGUGCUGUGAGUCCGUGGUGCAAGCGAAAAUGCGUGCGAUAUUUACACGCUCGUGAAAAUGCCUUUGUGAUAAGCCCGCAAGAUUCUAGACGUGUUGGGUGAAAAGUGUUCCUUAUCGAAUUCGCAGGGCUCCAGGCAGCCCCAGUUCACGGUGUUUGAAGUGCGCGCAUCGGGCGAUUGUGUAACCGAAGCCAGGAGAAAAUUUUCCGGAUGCUUUCCGCUGUCGAGGAGACCGUGGAAAGUUCCUAGUCGUGAUUUGUGCCGAACAACGCUCAAGGUUGACGUCGGGUGGCGAUUCGAUUCGAGGUAGACACCGUGGAGACAGCAUCCAAGCAGCCCUACAAGGGCGAGGGAGCUCGGAAUUCUACAUGAGAUUUUCGUUCGACACAAAUCACUUACUGUAGAGCACUUAAUCGAUAUCUUCUAAAUUGGAUAUGCACAUAAACAAUAAAAGCUAGAAAAUUAACACGGUGGUAAAUGUAAAAGGAGUGAAGCUGUUAUCCUGCUUUUCGUGUGUGCACAUGUCAAUGAGAAAAACACAGCAAACAUUCAUAACACAAAUCACAUCACCAUCGCACAAUGGACAUUUCUACAGAGCCGCUCGUACAAACAACGUCAGACGAUGAUAGUGAUGUCGAUUUAGUAACCGACUUCCUUAGUUCGAACAUAAAACAUGCCGCCGAAACGACAAAUCACUGCAGCCUGAAGCAAAGGCAACCAAAACAACUAUUGGUCAAUUGCUCUAGUCGGCCAGAGCAAAACAAUUUUCAUCAACAACAGCAGUUAAACGCUACCAACACGGCGUCUAAUAAUACAAUAUCUGGCAACAUGGUCCCCAUUAUAAGUGUCACUCCGCACAGUCCGGGGACCAAAUACAAUAGUAUUCUGGAGGACACAAUCAAUCAACUACAGAACAUUCGAGAAAGUGUUGUACACAUGAAAAAUUCAACUGUACAGAAACAAAGUUAUGCUCCUUGUGGUCUUAUUAGUAAUUCGUUAAACUCUUCAAGAAUUUUUUCAUCGUGUCCGUCACUUCCCGAUUUGACUGCAGCUGUUAAUGCCAAUAAUAGUUUAUGGUCUCCACCUCAAAGCCUUCAAAAUUCGGACAGACGAAAAUCGUGGACAGGGGCAGAGGAUUUGACUGACUGCACUAAAAGCUCGCAUAAAAGUGUCAGCUUGUCAAGUCUAGAUAGCGAAGAACAAGAAUCUAUACGGGUGGCUGAACGCCUUCACAGUCGUUCGAGUCGAAAUAGUACGGGCGGAAUAUCGACACACUCUUUGAAUGAAGCGGAAUUAGCUCGUGACUUUGAACGAAUAACUGCGAAACGGAACCUGGUGCCUUUGGUAAUCAAUCGAAUACCAUUGCAGAAGAGUAUUUCAACGCCAUCAAUAGCACCAAUUCGGAAGCCAGGACAAAAAGAGGACAAUAACAUAACAGCAUCAAGACAUCUCUCUGAUAGUGAAGAUCAGGAUGAUCGAUCAUUACUCAGCGCUAGAGAUAAGAUUGAAGUUUAUGCUGAUCAUCCGGAAAAGCGUCGAAAACGGGGUUCGCUUUUCUUCCGAAAGAAAAAAGAUAAGACAAAAACAAAGGGACAGUCCACAAAUUGUGAUGCUUGUGGUGCCGUUAUUAAUCUGUCAACAUGCAAGGAACAUGCUCUCGAAUGCAAAGGAAAGCCAUCGAAGCAGCAAUCUUCAAAGUCUGGAUCUGGAAAGAAGGGAUCUGCGAACAGCGGCAAAAAAAUGACCGGAUGCUACUCCCCUUGGAGAUUGGUCGCUAACAAAUUAGGCGUGACAUCGCAUCACGCCAGCCAUACUUCAUCGCAUCAUGACGAUGGCCGGGACUAUUAUGAUGGGCACUCCCAAAAUGAUCAUGUAAAUUACUCCGAUGAUACACCUUUAAUCAAGGGGGAAUUUUUGAAUGAUCCACCAAUCGGUCCGCAGGAUCUUGGAGCCGAUCCAGCUUGGGGAAUUGCCGCAGAUGAACCUGAUUCAUGGAGCCCUAGUGUAACGAAGGAGAUCGUGAAAUCCCUGAAAGAUAAACAGGUUAAACGACAGGAACACAUUUAUGAAUUUAUAAUGACAGAAAAGCAUCACUGCCAAACACUUCUAGUCAUGCAGAAAGUAUUUGUGGAGAGCUUACAAAGGCAUUUCAGUCGCCUGAAACUGGACAAACUGUUUCCUAGGUUGCCAGAAUUAACGGAACUCCACACAAGUUUCCUCAAAAAGUUGCGACUGAAACAGAAGGAAAAUCCAAUCGUGGACAGCAUUGCAGAUAUAUUACUUGACUUCUUUUCGGGGUCAUCGGCACAGAAACUUAAAAGCUCUUACGGUGAAUUUUGUUCAAACCACCGAUCGGCUCUUGAUACAUUUAAGAUGUAUAUGACAGACGAUCAGACAUUUGCUGAGUGGUAUAAACAUUGCCAACAAAAUCCUUUGUUGAAGAAGAAAGGAAUACCAGAGUGCAUUUUAUUUGUUACGCAACGUCUUACAAAAUAUCCGCUGUUGAUAGAUCCGUUGCUCAAAAGCUCUCGUGAAGAUAAAUUCGAACAUGAAAAAUUACAAAAGGCGAUGGCUUUAGUGAAGGGAAUUUUAGUAGACGUCGACGCCCGAGUUGCCGAGAAAGAGAAAGAAGACCGUCAAUUGGAGAUUUUCAAAUGUAUCGACGUUAAAUCAUUUGCAAUCUAUAAAAAUAAGCAAUUUAGGAAAUCGGAUCUAUGGGCAAACAGGAAACUAAAGUUCGAAGGUUAUGCAACUCUAAUGCAAGGGCGAUCAAAAAUGCAAAAUGUUUUGGUUGUAGUCUUAACAGAUUGUUUAUUUUUCCUUCAAGAAAGUUCUCAUAAUAAAUAUACUUUUUUUACACCGGAAAAUAAGGCUGGUGUCGUUUCAUUACAAAAACUGUUGAUACGUGAAAAAGCCGGAACUGAAUCGCGUGGCAUUUAUAUUAUUUCAUCCAAUCCUGCUUACCCUGAAAUGUAUGAACUGAAAGUACAAAAUCCAAAGGAUAAAAAUGUGUGGAUUCAAUCGAUAAGGGCCGCAGUUCUGGAAUGUCCUAUUGAUGAUGAGCAUGAAACUGAUGAUUUAACCGCUGAAGAGAAGCAAAGGUUGAUUGACGCCAAACAGGCGACUAUGAGGGAGCUUAUUUCAAUGGGAAAUAGUGAAUUAGAAGAUAAAAUGCGGCAGAAGGACAUUGAACAAGCUAUUAUCCUCGAGGAGAAGAUCCUCAUACAGUUAAGCCUCCUGAAUGAAAUGAAAGGGGCACCUGAAACAAGCAGUAUGAAUGCUGAAGAAUUUCUAGCGAAUUUCGGAACUUAUAAAGACUUAAUUACUGACAAUUACUGUGAUACUGUAGAAAUAUGGAAAAGAGUAUUAAAUACUGUACAGGAAAUAGGCCAUUUGGCUUCAUCUUUGUAUACUGCAGCUACUGGUCUUCCAGUUUCACGUUCAUUUAGUUCUGUUGGUGAGCGGCAAAGUGAGGGCUACACGUCACCAAUUCUACCGAAACGCGCUGAAACCUUUGGUGGUUUUGAUGAGCGUCGAAAUAAGAGUAAUAUUCCUUGGCGAGACGCAGUCUUAUCAACAUUGCCAAUGGCACCAAUGCCAACUAGAGACAAUCAUUAUUAUCAAGGAACUGAUAAACGAGACUCAAUAGCUUCAGAAUGUGAUACUAAUUCGAAUACCUUAUCUGUUUAUCAGAACAGUUUAAAAGCACAAUCUGAGAAUAUUUCCCUGAAAGAUCAUAAUUAUGCAGCGCUGCAAGUCUCCCACCAUCUCCACACAUUACUUUGUAUAAUUUCUCAACAAAUGACAACAAUUAACAAUCUGCGUACUCAACUUGCAAGUUUCCGCGAUAACCCAAAAACACUCUACAAGCACAACGAUCAGCUGGAAGAACUAAGAAACUUGCAAGACAAGUUACAAGAAGAGAAACAAGCGUGGUUGAAACAGAAAGAGCAGCAAGAAAAAGAUUUAGAAGAACAGCGCAAUGCGCAAUUAGCGAUUGAAAAACAGAAUAAAGCCGACCAAGAGGAUAUUCGGCAGCAGAGAGAACAGCUUUAUAAGAAAAUGGAAAUGCUUUACAGUCAAGGAUUGCUUCUUUCCCCAAAUACCCCGUUAUCAAUUGCCAAUGUAGCUCCAAAUGCAGAUACUGAUAAUCAUCCACAUAGCUCAGACGAGUAUCAUCAUUUGCAUGGAACCCUUUCAGACAAACGCAAUGACAAAUGGCGUUCUGCAUCCAUUAAUAAAACACCCCCUGCAAAUCUGUUAAGUGCAACCAACGCUCCAAAGGUCAAUCAGGCAAAUGUUAAACAACAAAUACCGAUGAAAUUGUCAUCAUUGUCGAGCACAAAAUCCGACAAGGCACCAACUUCUAGUAAUUCAAAUAAUUCACCAAUUAAUCCUAGUGGCGGAAUCACACAAAUAUUUCCCUUAAAAUUGGCUGACAAAAAGAACCAAAAUAUAAACCAUUCACGAACUGGAAGCAGUCCAGCGAUAAUUCAACAACCUGUCCCUCAACAGUCAGGCAAUCCUGCCACACGCACCAAUACUUACCCCAAGCUUCCUGAAAGAUAUCGAGUUCGUAGCUCGGAUGUAGGCCUUCCACUUCACCACCAACUACAAUCACAACACUCCACACCCACCCCUGGAACAGUGUCGCCUUUACCGAUGUCAGCAACACAAGGAUCCCACAGUGGCAAAACAAUGCAAUACGGUAAUGUAUCUAUGAUGUCGUCAAAUAGCUCACAACCUACCGCAAUUGGAACGCCGACAAUGGUGAAAAAAUCAAUUUCGUCGAGCAAUAGCCGGCCGAACCCCUCAAAUCAGUCUUCUACUGGUUCCAACGACAAACCAGCUACUUCAAAUCAAGAGGAAGAGGAAAUAUACUUCUGAUACAUGCCAGUCGAAGUUGAAAUUUAAGUUUUUUGCUCUUUUUUCAAAUUUUCAUAAAGAGAAAUUGGUCAAUGGCUAUGUGAACAAUAGAUAUGCGUUUCCAAAUUCAAGUUUCACAAAAGUCGUUAAGUUAAUUUUAUAUAUAGCAUGAAGCAAACAAGCCAAUUCUUUUCCAGUUCAUAGAAUGUGUACGCUUGGAAGGCCAUUCUUAAUAUUUAGCAACAAUUUCAAAAAUAAUAGAAUUAUUUCCAAAUACUUCAAUGUUUUACAGCUAAUAUCGAUUUGUUCACAUACUCCGGAAUUUAACGAAAAUUCCGGGAACUCAUUAUAAUUGAAAUCAAAGAAAACAGACUAUAUUUAAUACUGAAGAUUUUAAAGGAAUUGAAUGCUGAUUUAAUGGUAUCGAAUUUGUACUUAAAUCGAUUUUAGUCGAACAUAAGAUAGUUAAAACCGCAAAAUAAGAUAGCGAUUCACCUUAAUGACGCCGUGUUUUGCAUUUUACCCCUUUUGGGAAAUAUUAAUAGUUGUUAUGUUCAGAAUCCAAUAAUUUACGAUUAUUUAUUAAAAAUAAAUGGUAAAAUUUUGAAUUUCCUCUAAAUACUUACUCUUUAAGCAAUAUAUAUUUUUGAACAAAAAGAACAACUAAUUUCAGCAAUAUUUUCUGUCCUCUCGUAUUUUAACAUUUGUUUAUAAUGAGAUAAAGUUGUACUUAUACAUUUAGAUCAUAUGAAAACAGUUUCCACGAAGCAAAAUUAUGAGAACAGGAACAUUUGAUAUAUUAAAGCAAAAACGUAAACUGUUUAGUCUUAAUAGUAGAGGUAAUGAUAAUCUUUUCCAGUAUUUAUUGUGUAUUGUAAGUGAAUAGGGAUUUCAAUUGAAAAGUUUUCAAUCCUGUUGAAACCUCCUUACGUCUCCAAAAUUCUACAAGGAAAUAUUGUAAACAUUGUUUUUAACUAUUAUUCACUUAGAGCUUAAAACAUAACGAAAAUAUAAAACAAAUUGCUAUUAU